AUGGGGAUAGUGGAAUUGACACGUCGGGAAACAUUCUCGGCCAGUCAUCGUUUACAAAACUCGUUGUUGAGUGAUAUUGAGAAUCAACAAUUAUAUGGUAAAUGUAAUAAUUUGAAUGGUCAUGGACAUAACUACGUUUGGGAGGUAACCCUUCGAGGACAGAUUGAUCCGAAAUCAGGAAUGGUGUACAAUUUGACUAAUCUGAAGAAUGAAAUGAAGAGCGUACUUGAUGAGGUGGAUCAUAAAAAUUUGGAUAAAGAUGUCGUCUAUUUUGAAAGUAACGUAAGUACCACUGAGAAUUUAAUCGUUUACUUAUGGAAUGAGCUGAAAUCUAGAAUAACAAAUCCUGAAUUGCUUUAUAAAAUGAUUUUGCAUGAAACUGAAAAGAACUCGGUUGCUUAUCAUGGAUAA
Molecule: messenger RNA, 411 nt
Organism: Brugia malayi
Lineage: Eukaryota; Metazoa; Nematoda; Chromadorea; Rhabditida; Onchocercidae
Gene: Bma-ptps-1
Product: 6-pyruvoyl tetrahydropterin synthase, putative
Exons: 2
Coding region: 1-411 (136 amino acids)
Biological process (GO): tetrahydrobiopterin biosynthetic process
Cellular component (GO): mitochondrion
Molecular function (GO): 6-pyruvoyltetrahydropterin synthase activity
Source: RefSeq, a predicted model, not a curated record